Molecule: messenger RNA, 1497 nt
Organism: Daktulosphaira vitifoliae (grape phylloxera)
Lineage: Eukaryota; Metazoa; Arthropoda; Insecta; Hemiptera; Phylloxeridae
Product: p21-activated protein kinase-interacting protein 1-like
Exons: 7
Coding region: 100-1218 (372 amino acids)
Molecular function (GO): protein binding
Source: RefSeq, a predicted model, not a curated record
UAUUAAGCAUGUUGAUUUAAAAAAAAAACGUGGUGAACAACAUUUAAACAACUAAAUUAUUAUUUGUAGGGUACUGUUUUUUUAAUAAGUUUAAUUAUAAUGGAUAUAUUUGAAAUUAUUAUUGGAAGUUACGAAUCGUUUGUAAUUGGAGUAAAAUUUCGUUUAAUAAAUGAGAAAUGCAAGGAAGUCGAACUCGUUCAAUCAUUUAAUGAUCAUGUUCAUCAAGCAAGUAUUAGAGCUGUUGCAUGUUCAUCAAAAUAUAUGGUGUCUAGUAGUACAGAUGAGACUGUUGAAGUUUAUAAUAUGGUUAAACGUUGUCAUAUACACACUAUACUGCAGCAUAGUGGUACAGUAACAUCAUUGAGUUUCACUCCUGACGAGUCACAUUUGAUAAGCACCAGUGAAGAUGGUUCCAUUGCUAUUUAUGAAACUGGAUCUUGGAAAUUAAAAAAACUUUGGGAUAAAGCUCAUAAAGGAUCAGGAGUAUCUUGUCUAGCAGUUCAUCCUAGUGGAAAAUUAGCUCUUUCUGUUGGAAAAGAUAAAACAUUAAGAACGUGGAAUUUAGUUAAAGGUAGACCAGCUUAUACCACAAAUCACUCAAGUUUGGGUGCUUAUUAUUUUUUUGAAAAAAUUAUUUGGUCACCAAUUGGACAAUAUUAUGCAUUACCUCUUAAUACUAAACUUAUUAUAUACAGUGUAGAAACAGCUGGAAUUAUAUUUAAUAUAGAAUGUGAUCAAAAAAUACAUGGAACUAUAUUUUUAAGCGAAAAUUUAGUUUGUUUUGGUACUGAAAAUGGAUUUUUAAAAUGUUACGAUAUAAUUAAAAAAGAAAAAAUAUGGGAUAUGAAAAUUGGAGACAUUAGAGUGAAAUGUUUAAGCAAAGUUGAUGAAUGGUUCAUAACUGCUCUCAGUGAUGGUCAUAUAACUGUAUGGGAACUAAAACCUAAUAAAAAACCAGUAGAAAGAUGUUCCAUAUUUUUGGAUUGUCGUGUUACCUGUAUGGCUUAUAGUACAUCUCAUAGUAAACAAGAUAUUAAAAAUGAGUCUGAAGAAGAAUGUGAAGGGAAAGAUGAAAUAUUAGAAUCUAAAAUAAUUGUUAAUUUGAAUAGUGAAACUCCUAAAUCUAAAUUAAAAAGAAAAAUUCAGUCUAAUAGUAGCAAAAAGAAAAUGAUGAAAUCUAGUUUAAAAAGAACAUAUAUAAGUCAAAGUUGGAAUUAGUUGAUGUAUACGAAUUAGUAAAACAGCUAACAACAUACACAUUCGAUCCAAUGCCAUACCAGGUGCAAUAAUCUCUUUAGAUUCUUGUUUAGGAGAACAGGACUCUUCGUGAGUAAUUAUUUGAGUUUUAGUUUUAAAGUACGAAUUACAUUUUAUACAUAAAUAUGGUUUGUCAGUUUUAUGUAUAGUCAACAUAUGUUUUUUUAAAUGUGGUAGUUGUGUAGAGGCUGUAUUUGUACACACUAAAUAUUUGAAUGUUCUUUUUUAUAUGCGUAUAGA